Molecule: messenger RNA, 384 nt
Organism: Serpula lacrymans var. lacrymans S7.9
Lineage: Eukaryota; Fungi; Basidiomycota; Agaricomycetes; Boletales; Serpulaceae
Exons: 1
Source: RefSeq, a predicted model, not a curated record
GAUUGGGCCAAGUGGCUAAAGAUAGCCCAGUUCUCGUACAAUAUCAAACAGUCGUUGGCUACAGGGAAAGCACCAUUUGAGGUUACAAGAUUAUACCUCCCCAGAAUGGGUGUAGAACCUGGCAAAAGCAAGAAUGGGGCUGCUAAGAGCAUGGUAAAGGACAUAAAAUCUGUCUUAGAUGAAACGCACAAGGUGCUAUUCAAAACUGCAGAGCAGAUGAAAGACAGGGCAGAGUGUAGACACUCCAUAGCUUCUGACUACAAGGUUGGCAAUCUCAUCUGGUUAGAUACCGACCACUUAAAAUUAAAAGAUUGGCAUUCUAGAAAACUGACCAACAAGUGGAUUGGUCCUUACCAGAUUAAGGAAGCAAACCCAAUGCGGUAG